Cephus cinctus (wheat stem sawfly) is the source of this 3201-nucleotide messenger RNA. RefSeq names its product DNA fragmentation factor subunit alpha. The record is from RefSeq and is a predicted model, not a curated record. NCBI's taxonomy places the organism in Eukaryota, Metazoa, Arthropoda, Insecta, Hymenoptera, Cephidae. Gene Ontology annotation, biological process: regulation of apoptotic process; apoptotic process. The transcript is spliced from 5 exons. The coding region runs from base 259 to 873 and encodes 204 amino acids.
CGCGCAAUGUGUGGAAGCAAGUAAGGUGUACAGCAGUGUACAGUGUGUUGCAGUGUGACUCGCGCCAAAUAUAGCUGUCAAAUUACUAUGAAAUCACUUGAUUUCAUCAAGAUGUUGUAAAGGACUAGGUAUACGAGCCAAGAGACUACCGACCAGCACUACACGACCUUUUGAACGUCUCACCAAGGGUAGAAAUAUCUAUACAAUAAAACUGUACAUAAUUCCAGUAGUGUUUGUUGUCAGUAUCUCCAAGGAAACAUGUCAGAGACGGCAGUAGUAAUUCAUGGGUCUGGCAACCCUUACAAAAUUGUCGAUUACGCAAGAGAGCGGCGAAAGGGGAUCACCGCAUCAUCCCUCAAAGAGUUGACGAGUAUUGCCAGAAGCCGCUUAGCCCUGCCUCAGGAUGUCGAUCUCACCAUUGUACUAGAACAAGAUGGAACAGAAGUAGAUGACGAGGAGUACUUUGCUACCCUGGAAAGAAAUACAAGUCUCAUGGUGCUUCAUGGAGAUCAGAAAUGGAUAGCUGCAGGCGGAAAAGCUGCUUCACGUUAUAUCGUGGUAGAUAACGUAGACAAUUCACAGGGUGGUUCCAAAGGUAGCGGUGAUGUACUAAGAAGAGCCAGAACGCCGAUCGAACCCUUAGUUUCAUCCCUGCAUGGAGAUCCCUCUCAUAUUUCUCUAUUGGGAGGUAACGAUUUGGAAUUACUGAGCGACAUGGACCCAGAUAGUCUGGCUGAUAUUGUGCCAGACAGGAUGUUUCUGGAACAAUUGAAGGAAGCAUCAGGCAGAUUCCUGGCUGAAAAACGACAAGCUCAGGAAUCCAUGGCUUUACUCCAGAUGUACGCGAGUGGAGGUGAGAUGGAACGUGCGUAGGCCAUGUGGGGUGUGGGCGCCCUCACACUGGCUAAUAUGUACCAAGUGCGACGUCGUUUCUUCUACAAAGGUCGCCACAUACAGCAAACAUUAAUUCUUUUCUGGAAUUGAGCCCAUUUUUUAAAAUUGGUCACCAAGUGGUGAAGCAAAUUUAAUAACUCGCAAAUAGAAAUGCGUGUUAUCAGAGAAAUCUGAAUAGUGAUUGAUAAAAGUAAAAAAUUGCAUAACUCUAAUCAAACUUCUGCUUCCAUUGAAGAAACCCAAGUGCACGAGGAUACAGGGGAUAUAUGAAAUUCUUUUUUUUGACUAGUAGGGAAAAAAAGUAAGUUACCGCAAAAGCAUUUGGCAUUAUCUCUUAGAUUAUCUCUCGAAUUUUAAAUUCGUUAAUCAGACAUGUGUUGGUGAUAAAAAAAGUAUUUGCUUAUCCCUAGCAUGAGUUGUCUUUAGUAAUCGGUAGCACUGACUCGCAGUGCUUAGUAAUUACAAAAAUUCCUCAGGAGCAUGUUAAUUUUAACAACGGUUCUUUUACGGGGAAAUGCAUACUUAGUUGUGAGUUCGACACUAUUGUGCGUGAUAGUACGUAAUAUACUGUACGGAAUUGCUUCGAUGCUCAGCAAAUACCUACCUAGUACAUAAACAUAGUAUUAUCCGCUGCAUACUCCGAAUAUAUUCAAUCGUAAAGAAACAGAACAGAUGUACUAUGAAACGUAGAAUACUGCGAAAGAAAGUUAUUUCGUCGCGAUAUUGCCAUAUCAAUAAGAGCACAAAAAAGAUUUUAGUUACCACAAUUUGUAUCUAGUUAUGCCAUACGGUUCUUAAGUUAAAAGAAGUUUGGGGAAAUAUCUAAGACUGAGGAUCAUAGAGAAAAAAAAAUUCAUCCCCAUUUAGAUCACAAAUUCAUUGUGCACUAACACUAGCGAUACGUUUGAGAGAAUUAAAAUGAUAUCAACCCUUUGAUACCAGGCAAAGUUGUCAGUUUGAUAAAAAAAGAGAAACACGUAGAAAAACAAAAAUGAAGAAAGCAGAUAGGGGCUUCUGAAAAGGAUAUUGUUAUGUACAUAACAAUAGGAACGAUGAAGGUUCUGUUUGGUGAUCGAGAUGGUUGAAGAUUUGUUACUUGAAUCAGAGCUCCAAUAUUAUUUAUGGUAGAUAUGCUGUGCUUAACUAUAAAGGAGAUAAAGCACUCGGCUCGUUUGCCGCGAAAGAUAAAAUUUUACGUACGACCAUCAUUCUCUGCAGAAGCCCCAUUACUUAAUAUUGUGGCAUUCUUUGAUAUAUCUUGACAUCUAUAAAAUAAUGUGCAAUAUUCACAUUAUUAUUUGAUCGUUGUCAUUAAAAUUUUCAUGUCAUAAAGAAAAGAAAAAGUGAAAUGCAACGACCAGUAUAAGAGUAUUUAAUACUCGUUAAUAAUCUAAUGUGUUACUACUUAUAAACAUUACGUUAUAUAAAUCAGAAUAACCUUAGCUCAUAAUGAAUUGAUAAUUGAUUAAUAUUUUAGGUACAGUUGAGAUUAAUGAAUGAUGUGCUGUUAGCGAUUAACUAAUAUAUUAAAUAGAACUGCCAGUUAAGAACAAAGUCGAUCGAUGCUCAAUAAAGCCCCCCAAGGUUUAACAAUUUUUUAAUAUAACGGUAUUUAGUAUAUUCAGACCGAAAGGGUCACUUUAUUAUCACGUUACGGCCAUUAUUGAAUUACCAAGAACGUGCCAACAAGACUAACGUUAAGUAGGAAAAUGGAAACUGACUAAGUUUUAACACUAUGUAAGAAAUUGGCAUCGAUGAGCUGUAUCAAAUCGUUGGUAGUAUCUCGCAAACGAUUUGACGCGUUGCGUAAUUGACAAGCAGCUUCUUGCAGAGUGAAUUCGCUUCGUAAUAAUUGCCGAUUAACCGCCGUCAAUUCUUUAACACCAGCAGUAAUCAUAUCGCCGCUCAGUUCUGUUACGUCUCUGUCUAAUGCCUCGUUGCAUUCACCUGUUUGCAGUCAGAAAAAAUCGCUUUUUAAUACAUAGGUUCGUUCUGUUUCCGUCCGUAAGUUCGCAACAGUAACAUUCCUUGUAAAAAAUUAUUUCCUUCAUUCAUUAAAGUAUAGGAGCUAAUUACGACUUUGCGAUUAAAAUACUUAAGGGUGUGUAAUGUGCCUCGAUUUAAAGAGAAGAAAGCUAGAUUAUAUUAAGACGACCUGAUAAAUAUAGAGGCUUCGAUCUAGCGAAUAUACGUCUGAUUAAAAAUUUUCCAUGUAUCUAAAUUAUCAUCGUAUAAUCCUAUUUAUUACAGUUAUUGUAAUUCAGAUUGUAUUACUACAGUAUCAAUAAAUAAUUAUGUCUCAAUAUA